Notolabrus celidotus (New Zealand spotty) is the source of this 1923-nucleotide messenger RNA. RefSeq names its product heparanase (gene hpse). The record is from RefSeq and is a predicted model, not a curated record. The transcript has 12 exons. Gene Ontology annotation, cellular component: membrane; extracellular matrix. NCBI's taxonomy places the organism in Eukaryota, Metazoa, Chordata, Actinopteri, Labriformes, Labridae. The coding region runs from base 75 to 1691 and encodes 538 amino acids. Gene Ontology annotation, molecular function: hydrolase activity, acting on glycosyl bonds.
CCUCCCCCUGUAAACAGGACUGCUCUGUGUGCAGGAAGUGUGGAUCUCUUUCUCUCACAUGUUGUGGUUCAGUCAUGAAGUCCAUCCCGGUCCUGCUGCUGCUCCCGGUCCUGUUUUCUGCGACUGAGGGAGUCCACAACCCGGACCUGAACCAGACCUCCUCAGAGGACCUGGACCUGACUGUGGUUCUGGAUCUGUCCUCGCUGGUCCGCCGGGUGGACCUGCGCUUUCUGUCCGUCACCGUCGAUGCGAGUCUGGCUUCAGAGGAGAAGUUCAUGUUCCUGCUGGGCUCCUCAAAGUUAAGGAUGCUGUCCCGAGCGCUGACUCCGUCCUUCCUGAGGUUUGGGGGGACGAGACAGGACUUCAUGGUGUUCACGCCUCAGAGGAGCCUUCAGCAGGACUCGGGUUCCUCUGCAGCAGCCCUGACCUGUGACAAACUGGAGCUGCCGCCAUGGCUGGAGGAGCGGCUGAAGAAGGAGUGGACUCAUCAACAAGUUCUCCUGAUGAGGGAAGACCUGAGGAGGAAGUACAGGAGAGUCAAGUUCACAGAGAACACCGUCGACAUGCUGCACUCCUUCACUAACUGCUCGGGGAUGGAUCUGAUCUUCGGGUUGAACGCUCUGCUCAGAACGGCUGACAACGUCUGGAACGGCAGCAACGCCGGCUCACUGCUGCAGUACUGCGAGUCCAGAGGGUACAGGAUGUCCUGGGAGCUGGGUAACGAGCCAAACAGCUACGAGAAGAAGGCCGGGAUCCGGGUGGACGGGUACCAGCUGGGUCAGGACUUCACUCGUCUCAGGGAGAUGAUGUCACAGUCCAAACUCUACCACGACGCCGGGCUGUUCGGGCCGGACGUGGGCCAGCCGAGGGACCGCAGGACGGACAUCCUGCAGGGGUUUCUGCAGAGUGGAGCUGAGGCGGUGGACGCUGUGACCUGGCACCAUUAUUAUGUAAACGGCAGGGACACGUCUCUGGAGGACUUCCUGGACCCUGAGGUUCUGGACACCCUGAUCUGGAAGACUAAUGAAGUCCUGGAGACGGUGAAGCUGGCGUCUCCUGAGAAGUCGGUGUGGCUCGGAGAGACCAGCUCGGCGUUCGGAGGAGGAGCUGUGGGACUGUCGGACACGUUUGUGGCAGGAUUCAUGUGGCUGGAUAAACUGGGCCUGGCAGCUAAACUGGGUCUGGAUGUCGUGAUGAGACAGGUGCUCGUUGGAUCAGGGACUUAUCACCUGGUGGAUGAAAACCUGGAUCCACUUCCUGACUACUGGCUGUCCGUCCUCUAUAAGAGACUCGUUGGACCCGAGGUUUUAAACAUCGAAGGACUUCAUAACUUCUCUCGCCGUAAGAGAGUGAGGCUGUACCUGCACUGCGCUCACAGACAGAGAUACAGGAGAGGAGCCGUCACACUGAUCUCCAUGAACCUGAGUCACAGAGCGGUCAGGGUCUCCCUUCCUGCUCGCCUCUCGUCCAGCACAGUGGAGGCGUUUGUUCUGCAGUCUGAGCAGCCGGGGGAGGAGGGGCUCUACUCCAGGUCGGUCACUCUGAACACAGAAGUUUUAAAGAUGGUGGACGAUCAGACUCUCCCUGAUUUGAAAGGAGCUCGUCUUCCUCCGUCUGAUCACCUGCAGCUUCCUGCGUACUCGCUGGCCUUCUUCGUCUUCAUAGACGCUGCGGCUUCAGCCUGUUUCUGACCUCUGACCUCCUCUAAACCUGGACAUGGACUCCUCAGGGUGACGUGUUUGUGCUGAAACCAGCAGGUAUCAGACUGAGCGAGGUGUGUCACAGGACUGAAAUGACCUCAUGAGUGACUGACCUGAUGCUGUGGACUGAUCAGGUGCUCUGUGUUUAAAUGACUGCAGUUUAUUUUUGAUAGAAUUAUUGAAUGCUGUGUUAAUAAAGUUUUUUCAAAUUGUGUGACACGCA